AUGGAGAGGGGGAUCCAAAGACUAUUUAAGGAGCGCUGUCCGGAGCUGAUGAGCGAAAAUCAAUUUGAUGUCGUAGAACAGCGCAUCUACACACGCACAGGAGGCACGGAAAAGGAGUCCAGAAAAAAAAUUAUCAAAGCGUGGCACAAUGGCACGGAGGAAGACUUGCAAAAGGAAGAUAGCAAGGAAAGCGAGGGGAAAAGUCUCACUUACGCCCUUGUGCUGGAAAACGCAGGGAAGUCCUAUGAAGACACCCUAAAUGAAGUAAAGGAGGCAGUAGGUAGUAACCCUGCCAGUAACCUGAUUAGGAAUAUACGUAGUACCAGGGAGGGCAAGAUGGUCAUCACGCUGGACAAGGACAAAGGGGCCAUGGAAGAAUUACAGAAGGCGUUAAAACACAGGACUGAAAUGAGGGUUAGAGCGCCUGGACAGAAGCGCAAGGGGAUGGUAUUUAUUAGAGGCAUAGACGGCACAACAGAUAAGGCCGAGGUGGAGAAAGCAAUAAAGGAUAGGGUAGAAUCGAUGGGGGAAAAAAACUGGAACCUGAGCGAACUCAGACCAAGCUUUGGCUACAACCAAACGGCCACGGUAUCCGCGGACAGGGAGAAUGUAGAGUCAAAUACAACUGAAGAAUCCGAAAUGUCCGAUGCUCCGACUUCAAAUAAUGAAAUUCGCCAAGUAGAAAUAAAAGAAGAAGAACCUUUGAUUCCGUAUCCUAAAAAACCGAAAGUGAGCUGCAGUCAACGGCUGAUGAAGUGGAAGCUAUUAAAUCGAUUAACUCCCAAAAAUACACUCUACUAG
Brassicogethes aeneus is the source of this 801-nucleotide messenger RNA. The record is from the annotation of a GenBank genome assembly. Lineage: Eukaryota; Metazoa; Arthropoda; Insecta; Coleoptera; Nitidulidae.